AAGGACUAAAUAUCUGACCCUGCUUAUUCUUUGAGAUCUGUAACUUAACAUUUGGUCUGUCUUGAAGCUGUCUGCUCCUGUCCUUUGCUUUCACGUGCAAGUAGAAAGCAAAACCUGGUGUCUGUACUGUUUGUAUGUGGUAGGUACAGUACAGCCAGUCCUCUGGGCUCUUAAAGCAGGUUUCUUUAAUUUCACACAGCCCACAGAGGCAUUACUGGGUUACAGAAAGGUGUUUCAGACUUGCAGAUGCCUUUUGCAGACUACUAGACAUGUUGGUGUCUUCCUUAGCAGUAAGUUUUGCAUUCCUGUCUGGAUGCCAGGGGUGCUUCUAGAGCUGAGCAUCCUCUGGCUUACAGUAAGAUACCUAAUUAGCUCACGUGAACUGCAGGUAUCUUCUUGGAGUAAGUGAAGAGAAAUAUGUGUCAAGGGAGGGAUUUGAGCAAUUUAUGAAGUCUGUCUCUAAACAAGAUGAGUCAUCCCAAAGUGUGCAUCCUCUGCAUGUCAGUUUGUGCAAAGGUCAGGCUUGGGCAUUUAACAUCUGAACACCCAAAUGAGCACAGAUGUUUUUAUGUAAGAGCCACGUGAGCACUAUCACUGCUAUACCUGAGCUUCUGAGCUCCUUCCAGCUCCUACUGGCUUCAGUCUUUCUAGCAGCUUUUUGGCUUGCAGACUGUUCUGUUAUCCUUCGUUAUCCAAAUCUCCCACUUUGCCUUUUCCUCCUUCUCUCUUUUUCAGAUCUUUAAACCUUCAGACUAGUUUAAAUUCAUGAGAUAUUUCUGAAGUAUAAUGUAAUUAAGGGAAGUAGCUAAUACUUGGAACACUAAAUAACCCAUAUGGUUUUUAAAAGUGCAUGAGAACAGGAAAAAAACCCAUGACAAUACAUGGAAGGAUAGCAUGAAGAGGGAACCCAGAUUCCCUGUUAUUUGUCUCUAACAUGUGUGCUGAGCAGUAUUAUUUGAAAAAAAUAAAUCUUAUAAAUAUCCUAUGACAUUUUAUAAUUUCUCUGUUGAAUGUUUCUCAGUGUUCUUGUAUUCCUGUAGCCAUUUCAGAGCUGUAGUGUUCGCUGUAAACGUUUACAGAGCAAGUUACAUUUAGAGCAUUGAGUUUCAUGAAAGAGGAAAGAACCAUAAAGAAAAUGUGGCAAAGAGAAUUAGUGAGAUUAAGAAGAAAAGCUUGGAAAAGGCAAAAGAAGAAGAAAACAUGUCAAAAGAAUUUGCAGCAAUGGAGGAGGCUGCAAUGAAAGCAUAUCAAGAGGAUAUGAAAAGGCUUGGAAUUAAGCCAGAAGAUGUAGGUUCCAGUUCAACACAGAGUAAAAUACAAAGUAACACAGUGGAAACUAAAGGAAAGAAAGAAAAGAAAGAGAAGAAGGAAAAGAAAGAAAAGAAAAAAAAGACUCCUCAGGAUGCCUCAAUGCCACCAAAAAUUGAAACGAAGGAGUGGGUGCAAGGGUUAUCUCCUGAAGGCUAUACAUACUACUACAACACAAAAACUGGAGAAUCACAGUGGGAGAAACCUAAAGGAUUCCAAGGCAACUCUCAAAAUUCACCAACGGGAGCAGAGUGGGUGGAAGGUGUCACUGAAGAUGGUCAUACCUAUUACUAUAACACACAAACUGGAGUAUCCACAUGGGAGAAACCAGAUGGUUUUGUUUCAUCUUCAAAUGAGAAGGGUCAGCGUGACAAGCCUGAAGAAACAGCAUCUGAAUCAGACUCAGAAGAUAGUGAGAAGGAAGUAGAGAGUUCAGAAACAAACUUCAAGAGGAAAGGAGAUAAUGGUGAAGAGUCAGAGGAAGGGAAAAAAUCUCCUAAAGCUAAAAAGUUAAGCCCUUAUGGGAAAUGGCGAGAAGUUAAGUCAGAAGAAACCGUGGACAAAGAGGAGAGUACAUCAGCUUCCCAAGAAACCUCUAGUGAUGGAUCCAACAAGACCAACCCUUAUGGAAAAUGGAAAGCACUUAAGGAAGUAGGGGAAGAAGAAGAAGAAGGUGAAAAAGUGGACCUGGAGCUUCCAAGUACAGAGAGUGACAAUGUAGCACCCCCAGUGCUAGAGGAUCCAGAAGAGGAAACAGUCGUAUUUAAAGAGAAGACAGUCACCUCCCUUGGAGACCUGACAGAAGGGGUGCCAACAUUUAAGAAGAGAAAAUUUGAAAAUGGAAAAUCUAGAAACUUAAGACAAAGAAUAAGUGAUCAGUAAUACUUAACAAAUUAUUUUAGAUUCUGCUUAAGCUAGAGUGAAUCAAAAGUUUAAUAUUUUAAAUGGGCUUUUAUAAAGAAAAUGUUGGAUAGAAGUUAAGGAUUUAUAGGUAUUAAAACACAUGUGAGUUUAAUAUUUUUUUAUUUUAUUUUGGUGUGAUUGGUUUUGGAGUGGAAGUUUGUAAUAUUGUAAAUACCCGUAUUCUUUAUUUUAACCAUGCCAUCCAAGUUCUAUUUGCUCUGUGUAUGCUGUUUUAAAUACAUUUCAUAAGGUUUUUUACUCCUUUUCUACGUAUGUGAGAAUGUAGCAAUCCUUAAUCUGACAAAAAUGAAGCAGACCUUUUAUUUUCGUAUAGGAACUGGAUCAAUAGAAUAUACUAGAGAGUAAAAUCAUCCCCCAAGAUUGUUUAUGUGGUGUAGUUUCUCCACUAAUGAGUAAAAUAUUGUGCUUACUAACCUUCGUCUGAUUGCUUGCAAAAGAGUGGGUGGUGAGACUGCCAACAUUUCAAACUGAUCAUUUGGAAGCUGUUUUUAGAAGAGUUAGUCACAUCAGUGCCACCAAUUCCAAAUGAUGUUCUGAAAAAUUAUUUGUGUAUGUGCAUGGUAAAUAUAUUGAACCUCUGCAGAAGAUUUAACCCUGAUGAAUCCUAACUUACAGUAACAGCACCAGAGCCACCGCUGUUGGAGUAGGUACUUCUGUGAUGUAUCCGUGUCUCCUGCUUUAUUGUUGUCUACUUUUACUUAUCGAGUUUUCUUUUUUAGUCUUGCUUUCUUUUUGUGUCUUUCCUAGCAAAAAAAACACUUGCCUGAUACUUUAAUGAAAAAAAUACUCUAGAGACUUGGCCCUGGUACAGAAUACAGGACCAUUUUUGAGGUGAUUGUGUUUUCUCUGUUGAUAAGAGGUGUGUGUUUUAUAGUUGCAGUGCUUGAUAAGCUGAGAGAGCCUAAGUGUGUUGAAGCUUCGUCAUUCUCAGUACCAUAGGGAAAGAAACCAGAAGACCAGCAGAGCUGAUGGCUGUAGAGUCCAAGAUGACUUGGACAUUUUCUUAAGGAUUGUUAAUUUGAUUUCUUUACUUGGUGGGAUUGAUCUGCAUAUAGCAUCACGAGGAUUUGUUUUCUGUGUCAGAAUAUAGCUGCACUCAUUGCUUCUCUAGCCAUCAAACAGUGAACCGUAAAGGUCCAGAUAAUUAAUCUGCUGAAAACUAUGUCUCUAUUCUUAAAGCUCAGGGUGUUUUGUUCAGGAGAGUCUCAGUCAAAAAAAAAAAAAAAAAGAAUACAGCUAAGGCAGUUGUCAAGAGUCCAGCAAAAUAGAGUUGGUAACUGCUGAGCUUGAAUUUCUUUGAGAAAACAACUAUUAAUCUGUUGGCUCAAUAGAGAAAGGAGUUUAAAACAGGUAAUCUGGUUUAUUGUGUACUAGAAGUAGUAGAAGUUUUUUUCUAUUCUGUGACUUUUACUGUAUGUUUAGAAGAGAAUUAAUUAUUGUAUUUAAUUCCAUGUGUUGUUUUGGCUUCCUUAGGAUUGGUGUAUUUUGUAUGAUGUUUGUUCUGAUAAAUUUGAAAGUUUACUGUAAUAUUGAUCCUGGAUUAUCAUUUAGAGAUGCAGGACACAUGAAGGAUGCUUCAAAGUCUGAGAUGCAGGAAUGUACAACAUGUACUCCAACAUGUACAGGAGAGAGUUUCUUAAUCAGAUUUUUUAGGGUUUGUUUGAACAUUACUCUGGGAACCUGCUCUAGUUUCCUUGUGUUUGUGGCCAGCUUGCUCCUCCAAUUUAUACAAGUCCUGCCCUUGAGUUAAGUAGCUUUCCUUCAUCUUGAAUCCAUCACAUCUUCUCUCUUUGAAAUCACAAACAGCGUCCUUGUGUGACAGGAUCUUCAGUGUCCCAUCAGUGCUUUUCUUCACGCAUUCCAGCCUGAGUCUGCCUGGACUACUACACUUGCCUAGAUGGGUUUCCUUGGACUAGUUCACCUCAAUUAAGGCCACACAUAAUGUCACCAAUACUUCAUUAGUAUAUUGGAAUUAACUCUUGAUACAUCCCUAAACCUCAUUUGCUUUUUACAUGACCCCACAUGCUGUCUGCCACCAUUAUCAGUGACUUACCACUACAUCUGAUUCUCUCUGCUCCUUUGCUUUUGCCAGUUGCUGAGUUACCAGCUGGUCGUGCUUUCCUUUCAAGCACAAUUCUUUUUUUUCUCAGACUUUUUUUUGUACUGCUGUACUCAUUCUCCUUCUGUUACUGCAAGCCUAUGCAUUUAACUAUGAUUUCUGAAAAGUUGUUUUUGUUUGUUAGUACAGUUUUAUUGAAUAGUAUAGUAUAGGGUUUUCUUCUAUGCUCCACUUUUAAUAUCCUCUGAGGAAGAUAGCUUUCCUUUUUUACUGACAUUCCCGAAAUACUAGCAUCCUUUCUUUAAAAUGUUUUGUUACUUUGAAGUGGUCACAGGCAGCAAUUUAAGAUACCUGUAACUAAAUCUCUUGAGCAGAUGUUUAAAGACAUCUGAAAAUGAGUGUUCAAAACUUGUUUCUUUGUGGAGCUGCUGUUAGUUGUAAUAUGAACCAAAGGUCUUUGUAUUGUGUUAAAUAGACAAACCAGAACAUUAGGAAAGAAGAUUAAGUUUUCUUUGCUCACAGCUAGUAAAGUCAGUUUAAAUACCAUACAUGUGGUUUUAGCUGAUGUGACUUCUAAAGCCUGCAUUUCACAAAGAAAUACAGCACUUUGCUCUCUACUAUGUCUUAACGUCAGAGACCAGUUAAUUCUUUGCUCUCAAGUGUAAGUUAUUAAAAGGGCCAGUUGAAUGAAUUUUAAUAUAUCCUAAACAAUUGUUUAAUUUUUCACCAUGCUGUCAUUCAAUUUCCUUACCUGAUCCUGUGUAUCUAAAACAUUUUCUGCUCUACACAAAAAUGCUGUCUUGUGUGAGAUUUAAGGCAGACGUUUCUUUUCCAGGACAUCUGUUUUGCACAGAUCUCCCUCCCUUCUGUCCUAUCUCCCUGCAAACCCUUCUGCUUUUAGAAUUUGCUGUAGGAACCCUCUAGGUAUUGCUAGUUACGCUCCUCAUCUGCUAACCCUUCUUUGGGCUGCACUGGCUUUUGACAAAGGAAUGUUCCUUUUACUGUUUCAGCCAAGUGCUCUCUUUUCUGGCUGAUCUAUUUUCUAUCAGACAGAGUGGUUUUAUCUGCUUGCCUGUUUUUAUUGCAAGCUCCUUGACUGAGGACUGCACACUUGGUUUUAUAUGAUGUCAUAGACAUUAUGAGCAUUAUGGGGAGAGCCAGAGAGCAGAGGGGAGUCAAAUUGCAAUUUCUGAUGAUGAUGAUUUCUUCUGUGUGGUUUCGAGCCAGUCAGUUCCCUGCUCUGUAUUUUUCUUUCCUUGCCUCAUGUUUUCACCAACCUUGUCUGCUUAGAAAGGCAGCUUCACAGCAUAAGACCUUGUGUGUAUUUUUACAGCAGGGCCUGCCUAAAGUUGGUGAUGGUUUUAGAAGCAAAUAUAUUGCAUAUACAGAAAAAAGAAAAAUUAUUUUGUUGGGCAUUUGCUAUGCCAGGAGUUGUGCAGAGACUGCUCAAUUUUACCCAUGGUAUAGAAUAAUCCUUGUUCCUAUUUAGGCUAAAAUACAUUUUAAUGUUUCACCUGGGGAUUUGUAGGUUUAAAUCCACACUUUCCUAAUAGGGUAAAGUUUUUUUUGACCCUCAUAGAUAAAAUCUGGGCCUGCAGCAUCAUCCAGUUCUGAUACUCAGUUUUAGAAGUGGGAGGGCUGGUCAUGACAUGGAUCUGAGUUAAAAUCACUAACCUGUGCAUAUAUAAAAACAUUCCUCCUUUUUUCAUUUUUCUUCCCUGAAAAAAAUUUUAUUUCAGUGCAAAUUUUGGCAUCUCAGAAAGGGAGUAAAAAACAAUUUCAUGCUGCUUGGUUUCUUUGAUUUGUUUUUUGAGUUGUGUCUCCCCUUUUUUAGUACUUUUUUAUUAUCGCUGUCUUCCCCCAGUAUUCUCAGAUAUGCAAAAUCACUGCUGUGCUGUGUUUCUGGUGUCCUCCUUCUCCCCUGCUCUGCUGAGAUUUCCAGACACCUUAGAGCUCUUCUGUAGGCACCAUCUGUCCAGGUCCCAGCUCCCAUGAGCACUUCUGCUGCCUGUUUGCACUGUGCCCUGAAGAACCCAGUCUGUUUUCCAACAAUACACAAGCUGUUCCAAGACCUGACUAUAUGUGCUCUUUUGAUUUCCUUGAUAAUUACUUUUACCAAGAUAGAUUCCAUUCCAUUCCAUUCCUUGUACAGGGUUUGCAGCCCUUAGAGCCUUCUGCUUGUUGGUACAAAAGCUGUCUCUAUACCUCCUAUCAGUUGUGGCAACUCUUGGGUUCUGUUUUGUCAGCCAGCUCUCUUCAGUCUCUCUUCUAUCUACCUCUUAAUGCCCCAACCUUCUACCUGCUAAAUUAUUUAACUUAGAAUUUGUGUUAACAUUUGUGUGAUUAACAGGUUUAGCUUUGUGAAAUGUUUCAGGAUAGAACUUGAAUAAAAGUUUCUGUACAAAGUAAAAAGUCUUGCAAAUUAUCAUCUCAAAAAAGUUAAAUUUGCCCAAGAUGAUUCCCGGAGUCAGAUUUCAGAGAUUCCUGGAGAAUUUGGGGAAUUCCCAGGAUUCUCAAAAGCAGAUUUGAUUUUACCUGUAAAACCAUAAAUAGCCUAUGUUAAAAACCAGCAGACAAUGUUUUACAGACCAUGAGCUGGAGACAGUGGAUUUUAAUGACUUGCUUGGGAUGAUUGAAAUGCGUUUGUUUUAGUUUAUAAGUAAUGUCUGCAAAGUAACAGCUGGUUUCUCUUCUCAGUUCCAAUUACAAAAUAUUGCAGGCUCUUGAAGUGGAAUUUAUAUGAAAAUACUGAAUAAAGCUUUCCUUUGAACAAUCUGCAUUACCAUCCUGCAUCCAUUCAGGGGGUUUAGGGCGAUCUGGGAGAUUUAGGGGUGCAGAUCCUGUUCAAAAUGGGCCCUGGGGUAAAUAUAAACUAAAAUAGGUCUGUAAAUAUGGAAAUGCUUCAUAAAAAUAAAUAAAUUUAAAAAAUAAAUAAUAAAUAUUUUAUUUUGUGGCUA
Molecule: messenger RNA, 7248 nt
Organism: Parus major (Great Tit)
Lineage: Eukaryota; Metazoa; Chordata; Aves; Passeriformes; Paridae
Gene: WBP4
Product: WW domain binding protein 4
Exons: 9
Coding region: 1201-2190 (329 amino acids)
Biological process (GO): mRNA splicing, via spliceosome
Cellular component (GO): precatalytic spliceosome; nucleus
Molecular function (GO): protein binding; zinc ion binding; RNA binding
Source: RefSeq, a predicted model, not a curated record